GACUCACUGCCUGUUGCCGGGUUCUUUGACACUUCUUCCCAUCCCUUCUAGCCCAUUCGCAGUGCAUUGGCAAUCCGUUAUCGCGUGGUUUUCCGUUGAUCCUUGCAGUUUUUCCUCUGAAAUUAUGGCGUCAGUCGAUGAAAAUAACGGUACAGCACCAGAACAAAAGGAAAUAAAUGUUCCCGAGGAGCAAAUCGCGGAUCAAUUGUCCGAAAACAAGGAAAGUGGUUGCAAGUCGGCAGAGUAUUCCUACACAGAACGUGGUCUGUUUACUUCGGAAAUUUUCAAAGUUGAAGUGAGAAAUUUGCCAUUUUUUGGUAUUGCGGAAUUGAAGAAACUCUUGUUGAAGAAUUUCGGGUUGGAAGUUUGCAAGAUCAAGUCACCAAAGAGGCGGGAAUUCGCGUAUUUGUGCUUCCGCAGUCAGGAGGACGUGGAUAAGGCGAUUAAAGGGUUAACCGGAUUCCAGUGGAAGCGUCAUACUCUUAAGGCAUCGGUUGCGGCAGCUUCUCCAGAUCCCUUACAGAAACGCCGCCGCGAGGAAGGUGGGAAAAAUGAAGUUGACGCAAAACGGCCAAAAACAGUCGCCGAGGCAACAUGUCCCCUCUACGCAAUGCCAUAUGAAGACCAGCUUAAAAAGAAAUCACAAGAGAUGGAAAACAUUCUGGAAGAAUUUGGCAAGAAACUCUACAAAAUCAAUCCCGACGCAAAGUCGAAAUUGCCCGGUGCAGAUACGAAAUUCCCGUGUGAGUUCCUGGGAGUGAAAGCCUCGCCGAAAAUCGAUGGGUAUCGGAAUAAAUCCGAAUUUGCAAUUGGCAAAAACGCUCAAGGCGAUAUUGUCGUAGGUUUUCGCUUGGGUAGUUAUGUGGAUGGAUGCGUUGAGGUGGGACCGAUCCAAGAUCUUCCUCACAUUCCGGAAAAAAUGAAGAAAGCAGCCAAAGUUUUUGAGGAGUUUGUUGGAAAGUCAAAGUUCCAAGUGUAUAAACCGGAAAACCAUUCGGGGCAUUUUAAACAACUCGGCGUGAGGACUUCGGAAGCAAGUGAUGAGAUCAUGCUGAUAGUUGGAAUCUAUUCCACUAAUUGUAGCGAAUCAGAGCUGGUUGAAUUGAAGGCAGAACUCAAGGAAUUCUUCGAGAAAUACGAUAAGUUGGCUUUUGAGUGCACCAGUCUCUACUACCAAGACAUGCAACUGCGGAAACCAGGUCAAAUGGUUAAUCCCGUCGAACAUUUGUCUGGAACUACGCACAUUUACGAUGUAAUUCACGGACUUAAGUUUCGAAUAAGUCCAUUGGCAUUCUUCCAAGUGAAUACUACAGCGGCUGGGGUGCUUUACAACGAAGCAAUAGAGCUGGCUGCUCCUAAGCCUCAUUCAACUGUUCUGGAUAUUUGUUGUGGUACUGGAACCAUUGGAUUAUGUUUCGCACGCCGAUGCAAACAAGUGAUCGGUGUGGAAAUCGUUCCAGAUGCCGUGAAGGAUGCGCAGUUUAACGCGCAGGAAAACAAUAUUGAAAAUUGCAAAUUUCAUAGUGGAAACGCGGAUGACUAUAUACAAUCAAUGAUUCGUGAAGUUGUUUAUGGGACGCCUAAUAAAAGUGAAUUGGAUUUAGUUGCGAUUGUUGAUCCUCCACGUGAUGGGCUUCACGAUCGUUCUAUUUGCUCGAUCAGAAAAGAGACUGAACUGAAACGUCUUGUGUACUUGUCAUGUAACCCACGACGAGCUGAACGAAACUGGUUGGCUCUAGGCAGACCUGAAUCAAAGGCUUACAAAGGGAGUCCAUUUUUACCCACAAAAGCUGUUGCUGUGGACAUGUUCCCUCACACUGAUCAUACCGAACUAAUAAUCCUAUUCGAACGUGUUGAAGAUGAGAAGGCUGAAGGAUCUAGCAGUGACGUGACAACUGAUCCAACUGAACAGAAAAAUAGCGACAAAAUGGAAGAAAGCUCUGACAAAGAUGAGACUGCCGCAAACAAUUCAGGAUGAGUUCUUUGUUGAUGGGAUGAGUUCUGCAGGCCCCGUUUCAUCGGUGUUUUUCAAGUUUUUUCUAGUGUAAGGAUAAAUUAGGUGAGGUUAGUAUAUGUGACGUGUAAUGUAAAAAAGAUAUGAAACUAGACUUGUUAUUGUUGUUAAUGGUUAGACGUUAGACAUCAGGCCAUCAAUUGAACUCAUAUUGAUAAUAAUCAGGCGGGCGUCAUAUUGUCACGCCAGAUUUUUGGUAAACGUCAAGUCGAAUACGAGGUAUCCAGUUGUAAAGUGAGACUGGAUGUGAAGUAUCUGAAAGCACCUAAAUUUAAGUAAAGAGUUCAUAUUUUUU
This is a messenger RNA of Hermetia illucens (black soldier fly), 2309 nucleotides long. RefSeq names its product tRNA (uracil-5-)-methyltransferase homolog A. Gene Ontology annotation, molecular function: nucleic acid binding; RNA methyltransferase activity. Lineage: Eukaryota; Metazoa; Arthropoda; Insecta; Diptera; Stratiomyidae. The transcript is spliced from 4 exons. Gene Ontology annotation, biological process: RNA processing. The coding region runs from base 125 to 1978 and encodes 617 amino acids. The record is from RefSeq and is a predicted model, not a curated record.